CAUUGAAUCGGCCCUAACGAUUCUCGGAUCGUCAUUAUUUGUAACCAUAGAGCAUGAAUUACCUCUUGAGGUCAUCAGCGAGAAUUUACGACUGGUCAACAAAAGCACGUGAUUCCCUAACGCCCCCCCACCCCCCUUCCAACCCCCCCCCAUAUUUGGCCGCAUACAUAGCAAAACGAAGUACAGUGCAUCGCUAUAAUUCAUUAAUACAUCAUAAAUCGUGAAGCACAGGGUUAUAACGACCACGAUCCACAAAUCAAGCCCUCCAAAAUCACCCAAAUGAGCUCGUACUUUGUAAACUCCUUCUCGGGGCGUUAUCCAAAUGGCCCGGACUAUCAGUUGCUAAAUUAUGGCAGUGGCAGCUCUCUGAGCGGCUCUUACAGGGAUCCCGCUGCCAUGCACACCGGCUCUUACGGCUACAAUUACAAUGGGAUGGACCUCAGCGUCAACCGCUCCUCGGCCUCCUCCAGCCACUUUGGGGCGGUGGGCGAGAGCUCGCGCGCCUUCCCCGCGCCCGCCCAGGAGCCCCGCUUCAGGCAAGCGGCUUCGAGCUGCUCCCUGUCCUCGCCUGAGUCCCUGCCCUGCACCAACGGCGACAGCCACGGCGCCAAGCCCUCUGCUUCGUCCCCCUCCGACCAGGCGACCUCAGCCAGUUCCAGCGCCAAUUUCACCGAAAUAGACGAGGCCAGUGCGUCCUCGGAGCCUGAGGAAACGGCGAGCCAACUAAGCAGCCCCAGCCUAGCUCGGGCGCAGCCAGAGCCCAUGGCCACCUCCACAGCCGCGCCCGAGGGGCAGACUCCGCAGAUAUUCCCCUGGAUGAGGAAGCUUCACAUCAGCCAUGAUAUGACCGGGCCGGACGGGAAAAGGGCCCGGACCGCCUAUACCCGCUACCAGACCCUGGAGCUGGAAAAGGAGUUCCACUUCAACCGCUACCUGACCCGGCGACGGCGCAUCGAGAUCGCCCACGCACUCUGCCUGUCCGAGCGCCAGAUCAAGAUCUGGUUCCAGAACCGGCGCAUGAAGUGGAAGAAGGACAACAAACUGAAAAGUAUGAGCCUGGCUACAGCCGGCAGCGCCUUCCAGCCCUGAGCCCGCCCAGAGGAGCCCAGCGGCCCAAGAGCCCAUGUCACCCCCAGCCCUGGCCCCUCCAAUCCUCCCCGCGCUGCCGCCGCCCGCUGGGGACCGGUUCCCACAAGCCUGCCUCGCCCCGGCCUUGUGUUACGAUAUUUCGUUUGGUCUUAGGUCUUCCUGUGGCUCCCUCUCUCCUGGACUGGUUAUCUUGUUAUUAUUGUUAAUAAUAAUAAUUAUUAUUAUUUUCCUUCCAUGCUCCCAACUCCCUUCUGCUUGCCCCAAAUCCGCCAGCGUUUCUGAAUGUUUGUGUCUGUGAUUGCAGUCCUUCCCCCAGGAAAAAAAGAAAAAAAAAAAAAAAGAAAAGAAAUUCGCAUGUUUAAUGUGAACUCUCCCCUCCCCAUCUGUGUUCUAACUUAUUUAUAAAAAGAUGAUCGCUGUAUUUUGAGUUUCAGCUGGAAACUUCUGUAAGGGGCAGCAGUUGAGGUGGGGUAGUGCGGCAGUGGGGCCAAGCUAAGCUGGCCUCGGAGAUGGAGUCUCUUUUCAUUCUCCUCUUCCUCUCUCCCCACUCCCCAGGCCCAAGUCUCCUAGGGGCUUGGUCCUAGGGUGGGAAGGGGCUAGGGAGGACCAAAGGGAUAAUAUUGAGAAGAGAGAAAGAAGAUAGUGAGAUUUAAGUUCCUGCUGCCUGGGUAGGCCCCGCAAGGCCUGGUCUGGGAGUAUACGGAAACAAAAAUGAUCCUCAGUGCAAAAUGUCUUGUGUAUUUCUCUGUGAAACCGUGGGUCCGGCUAGAGGGCCCAAAGCUUGUAAAUAUGGGGAUAGUCUGGGUCAGACCCAUCUCUCCCUUACCUAUUUUGCUUCCAAGACCAUUUGUAGUGAGCGAGUGGAUGCUGUGCUACGUGUGAAAUCUGUCUUUGCGGGGCCUGUCUCAGUGAUUCGCUUUUGGUAUUUGUUUGUAGCUUUCCUGGAAGUCAAAUAAAUGUUUCCCCCACUC
Messenger RNA from Piliocolobus tephrosceles (Ugandan red Colobus), 2060 nucleotides. It is a transcript of the gene HOXB5, whose product is annotated as homeobox B5. Gene Ontology annotation, molecular function: RNA polymerase II cis-regulatory region sequence-specific DNA binding; DNA-binding transcription factor activity, RNA polymerase II-specific. The transcript has 2 exons. The coding region runs from base 280 to 1089 and encodes 269 amino acids. Gene Ontology annotation, biological process: anterior/posterior pattern specification; regulation of transcription by RNA polymerase II. Gene Ontology annotation, cellular component: nucleus. NCBI's taxonomy places the organism in Eukaryota, Metazoa, Chordata, Mammalia, Primates, Cercopithecidae. The record is from RefSeq and is a predicted model, not a curated record.